CACUUCUUAAACACCAUUAUCACACUUCUAAUAACAUCUUUCUCACUAAGUAUUCAGACUAUACUUUCUCUCUCUGAUCUUCUGCUUAUUUCCUUCCAUAUUAUAACAGGUCCUAUUUUUUGUUUUCAUUUUUUUGCUAAUACGAUUACAAUAUUGUUUGGUCUGAUUUGAUUUUGUAUGGAUGGACAUUUCUUCUUUUAACUCAACAAGACGAGUAGGAUUCAUUCGAGCCGAACUAGUUUAGCUUAACAGCACCAUAAUGACCGAUAAUCAUCGUCGAUGUGGCCUAGGAAUUCAAUUUGGAGAGACGCUGUGCUACAGGCAUAGAGCUAAUUCAACCACCUGAUCGGAAGUCGGAACCUUCAACAAUUUCUUAACUGAGGGUGAAGAAAGAUGCUGUUUCAGGUGGGUGGGCAGGGGACUCGGCCCACCUUCUUCGAGAUGGCCGCUUCUCAGCAACUCCCUUCCAGCUUGCGAGCCGCUCUUUCUUACUCUCUCGGCGUUUUGGCUCUGAGAAGACCUUUCCUCCACAAAGUUCUUGACUUUGAAGAUGAAUUCUUUGCUUUUCUCAUGCUUGUCCUUGAAACUCACAGUUUGCGGACCACAGAUGCAUCAUUUGCUGAGUCGUUGUAUGGGCUAAGGAGGAGAGGUGUUAACGUUCGAGUUACUAAUGAUAAGAAACGUUUGGAGUCGAAUAAUGGAAUUCAUCACACAGGAUUGGAGAAGCGCCAAAAAAUUCUUUCCGUUGCAUUCCUUGUGAUAUUGCCAUAUCUUAGGUCAAAGCUUCAUGCAGUAUACAACAAAGAAAGAGAGGUUGCACUUCAAGCUAGUUUAUGGGGUGAAGGUGAUGACAGAUUUACCAGCACGAACAAUCUUGAUACACAUGCAUCUUCUUUUGUUUCUACAACAAAUAGCUCUGAUACUGAAGCAACAUCAACAAGAGAACGCUUGAGAAAGAGAAUUCGGAAGUGCAUUGCUAUUUGCUACCCAUGGAUACAUGCAGGAAAUGAAGGGCUUUCAUUUGCUUACCAGCUAUUAUUUCUACUGGAUGCUACUGGGUUCUACUCUAUAGGAUUGCAUGCAUUGGGCAUUCAAGUUUGCCGAGCAACAGGACAGGAAUUGAUUGAUACUUCUUCUAGAAUAUCCAAGAUAAGAAAGCAUGAACGUGAGAGGCUCCGUGGCCCCCCUUGGCUAAAGAAAAUACAAGGUGGGUUACUUGGUUUUGCAUAUGCUGCUCUUGACUAUGCUCAAACUGGCCUAAUUGCUGCAGUAUUUUUCUUCAAAAUGAUGGAGUGGUGGUAUCAAUCAGCUGAAGAGCGAAUGUCAGCCCCGACCAUUUAUCCUCCUCCACCACCACCACCAGCCCCAAAGGUCGCUAGAGAUGGUAUUCCUUUGCCUCCAGACAAGUCACUCUGCCCUCUGUGUUCACAAAAACGAGUUAACCCCUCUGUAGUGUCAGUUUCUGGAUUUGUCUUUUGUUAUUCCUGCAUAUUUAAAUAUGUCUCUCAGGUAAAACUUAAUAAUUGCAUUCUUUUCUUGAUGAAUACUACGUGUGUUAAGUUACUCCAAAGCAGGGGUUUAAAUAUGUAUAAAUAACUUAGUUCUAUACUUUGACUAUAUGCAGUACAAGCGUUGUCCGGUUACACUUACUCCUGCAACCAUGGAUCAUAUAAGGCGACUUUUUCAUGAUGUUUGAAAGUUUUAUCUAGUAUGAACAUCUGAUUUUAAUUAAAGUCCAAUUAUAUGCAUUCCAAGGAUAUUGUUGUCGUUAGCAAUUUUUAGUUUCUCUUAUUCUGAAAAGUUAUUAUUUGAGAAUUUUUGAGUUUGCAUCCAUGUUUACAUUGAAACUGAACAUUGUACCUCAUUUUAAAAUCUUUUGAGUUACACCUCAAAGUCCAAUAGCAGGGAUGCAGAUUCAAAUUACAAUCCAAUGGGGUACAAAGUCUAAAAGAAAUACUCCACUUUUGGUACGUUGAGGUGCAAAUUGAGAUGAUUUAAACCAUGAAACACAAAGUCCAAUUUCCAAGCAUAUAUGGGUUGUGAUUGUGUGAAUUCAUAAUGCAUAAUAAUAUUGCCAAGUGAUUCUGAAGGGAGAGUACCUUCCAAGCAGUGUUUUAAAAUGCAUGAAAAGGUGUGGCCUAAGCGGGCCUAGGCGCAAUGCACCAUCAAUGAGCCUUGCAUACUUGUUAUGUACUUAUGUGUGGGAAAAGGUGACCUGCUAGCCCAUUAGGCCAUUAUUAUGACCUAAAAACGGAGAUUUUUUUUUUCAUUAAUUACAGCCUGAGGCCAUAAUGAAUAAAGAUACAUGGUGGACCAAGAUGAAAGGGCCAUUGAGGUAUUGGCUACACGAAGAGAAGCGGGAAGUAUCAUACCCAAAAAUCUGUAAUAUUACGUAUUCCAUAGUUCCAGUGUGCGCCAAAUGUAAUUUAGAGCCGGACUCGACCCAAGUUCACCAUCAAGAUUUGCUUCAGCUAACUUAGCCAAACACAAGCUGUUCUUUACAUAGUUAUGGUGGUGGUGGUGCGGCUACUGCGGUGGCCGCAGCUGCCUAGUUCUCCACAUGUUGGGUUAGUAGAUACUUGAUUCGAAUGAGUCGUUCCUAGUCACUACACAUGAGGUUGAGAGGUUCCACUCCACAUGUUGGGUUAGUAGAUACUUGAUUCGAAUGAGUCGUUCCUAGUCACUACACAUGAGGUUGAGAGGUUCCAUUCUAGUCAGAGUUGAAUGCAUUUUCUUCUUGUUUAUUGGAAACUUUCUAACUUGUAUUUCUUUCUCUUAGUUGGUCGUUUAGUUGUUCUUGUACGAUGAAAAAUAUGAUGAUACUUUAACGAUGAAUACAAACUUCAAGCCUGAUCGAGCGGUGAUCGGCAAUAACAAUUAUUUUAGCUAGACAAA
Cuscuta epithymum is the source of this 2895-nucleotide messenger RNA. The record is from the annotation of a GenBank genome assembly. Lineage: Eukaryota; Viridiplantae; Streptophyta; Magnoliopsida; Solanales; Convolvulaceae.